AGGUUAGGGUGAGGCAGGAAACCACGACACGCCUUUGUUGGGACUUGUAUAAGAGCACAGGAAUAGAAAAGCAAAAGAAGGGCAAGAAUAAAACAGGAGAAAUAAAGAAGAGGUGAACAUUUUUGGAUGAUCGCUCAGGUUCCACAGACCUUUGGAAGGACAUGAUAUAAAGUGUAGGUGGCAAAUUUUUGGUAGAAGGGAAGCAGUUGAGGACAAAAAAAGAUUUUCAUUUCAAUAACCAAAGAACUCCAGGUGGCAAUGAUAUGGAUUCUGUAACAAAGAAAACAAGGCAAGAUGGAUCAGAAGUUACUGAAAGACUUAUUACAGAGACUGUAACCACAAGACUGACAUCCUUACCACCCAAAGGAGGGAGCAGCAGUGGGCUCAAAACAUCAUCCCACACUGGAGGGAGUGGAGUGGAAAAGCGGUCGUACACCCAUGGAAGCAGCUAUGUGACCUCAAGUGGAAGUGGUAGAUUGAAUUCAACAUCAUCAACCUCCAGCUACAGACAAGCCCAGUCUCCCAGUUCUACUCUCACCAAAUCACCUGGCUCAACAUUUGAAAGAAAAACCUAUGUCAACCGCCAUGCAACAUAUGAAGGGAGCUCCAGUGCCAACUCUUCUCCUGAGUUUCCCAGAAAAGAUUUUGCAUCUGCCUCUACGAGAGGGAGAAGCCAAAGUCGAGAGAGUGAAAUACGAGUCCGACUGCAGAGCGCAUCUCCCUCUGGCAGAUGGACGGAGUUGGAUGAUGUGAAACGUUUGCUGAAAGGAAGUCGAUCUGCCAGCUGCAGCCCUACUCGGUCAUCAUCCGGUACCCUCCCGAUACCAAAAAAGGCUGUGGUGGAGACAAAGAUGGUCACUGAGAGCUCUCAGUCAGUGUCAGGGACAUAUGACACAACCAUACUGAAUACUGCCCUCCCUUCAUUCAUGUGGUCCUCCACUCUGCCUGCUGGCUCUUCCCUUGGUGGAUACCAUAACAGCUCUUCCUUGAUCAAUGCCAUGUCUCACUCUACAGGAUCAGUUUUUGGUGUUCCAAAUAACCUGGCUCCCAGCAAUCAUACUCUUAAUGCAGGCCUGAGCUCUUCCUCUACAGUAUUUGGAGUUCAAAACAACCUGUCUCCAAGCUCUUCCUCUGCAACCCAGAAUGCCACAGCAGCCUCUGCAACUCAGCAACAAACAUAUGGGAUGAAGAACACUUCUCAGAGCAACACCAUGGCAAGUUCUGGUGUGUCUGCCUCAGCAGGAGGAACUGUUUUGAGCUCCCAGGGAGAUGACAUUCUGCGCAAAGACUGCAAGUUCCUGCUGCUGGAGAAGGAGAAAGCACCUGCAAAGGAGAUGGAGCUCUUGGUCAUGGCAAAGGACACUGGCAAAGUCUUCAGUGCUUCUAACACUGGGCUUAGUGGAGGAUCUUUUGUAGAAGACACCUUGAAGAAAGAGAAGCAGGGAUUUUCCUCCUCUUAUGCUACAGACACUGGCCUAAAAUCAGAUACAAAUGGAGGGCUGAAAUCCAUGCCAAAACGGGACAAAGAAACUUAUGCAGAAAUACGAAGUGGUGAUGCAGGAGGUGCAAUUGGAUCAGCACCAUCCUGGUGUCCCUGUGGUUCCUGCUGUAGUUGGUGGAAAUGGCUCCUGGGUUUGCUUCUGGCCUGGUUGUUUCUCCUUGGAUUGCUUUUUGGACUCAUUGCUCUGGCUGAAGAAGUGAGAAAGCUGAAAUCUCGUGUGGAAGACCUGGAAAAAAUCAAUGGUGGCCUCCUGGCAAUUAACCAAGGGAAUUUAGAAAAGGAUGUUUCAAGAGUAGACUUUCUUCACGGUAACUCACCCUCCUCGACCUUCCCGUAUGAAAAUGAAGAGUCAGUCUGGUUGAUGGUGAAGAGCAGACUGAAUAAGGAAAUAGAACGAGGCUACUUCCGAGGGGAGAGAGGAGAACGUGGUGAGAAAGGUGACAUGGGAAUACAAGGUCCCAAAGGUGAUCGAGGACUUCCUGGUGUCCCAGGCAUUCCUGGUCCAAUUGGGCAUGCAGGACCAGAAGGACCAAAAGGCCAGAAGGGAAGUAUGGGUGAGCCUGGCAUGGAAGGUCCAAUGGGACAAAGAGGUAGAGAAGGGAUACCAGGGCCUCGAGGGGAACCAGGACCACCUGGAUUUGGAGAAAAAGGAGACAGAGGUGCUGUUGGUGAGCCGGGUCCUCCAGGGCCGCCUGGACCCCCAGGUUCUACUGGCCUAAAAGGUCUGAUGGGUUCUCCAGGUCCACAAGGUCCUCCAGGUCCUCCUGGCCUACAAGGAUUUAGAGGUGAAGCAGGACUCCCAGGUGCUAAAGGUGAAAAAGGAGCCAGUGGACCCCCUGGACCCAAAGGUGAUCAGGGUGAGAAGGGUUCUCGUGGAAUGACAGGUGAACAAGGCUCAAGAGGAAUACCUGGACCUCCUGGAGAACCAGGGGCUAAAGGACCUGCAGGACAAGCUGGUCGUGAUGGACAGCCAGGUGAAAAAGGUGAACCAGGUCUUAUGGGAAUGCCAGGUGCCAGGGGCCCUCCAGGACCCACUGGAGAUGCUGGAGAGCCAGGUCUCACAGGACCCCAAGGACCGCCAGGACUUCCAGGCAACCCAGGCCGACCAGGGGCUAAAGGAGAACCUGGAGCUCCAGGAAAAGUAAUAAGUGCGGAGGGUUCAUCAACUAUUACUCUGCCAGGCCCACCAGGUCCCCCAGGCCCACCUGGCCCCACUGGUCCUCCAGGUGUUCCAGGUCCUGUUGGACCAGCUGGUCUCCCUGGACAGCAAGGUCCACGGGGUGAGAAAGGAUCCCCAGGUGAAGCUGUGGUAGAAACCAUCAGAACAGAAGUCUCAUCAUUAGCAUCUCAAAUGCUGGGAGAUCUACAAGGGCGAGCAGGACCACCAGGUCCCCCUGGACCACCAGGUGAAUCUGUGCAGGGACCCCCUGGACCUCGUGGUCCCCCAGGAGAAGGGUUGCCAGGACCUCCAGGCCCACCAGGGAGACCAGGAUCAUCCAUGUCCACCUCAGAAGCAUUCCUCACAGGCCCACCAGGUCCACCAGGACCACCAGGCCCGAAGGGAGACCAAGGUGAACGAGGUCCACGGGGAUUCACAGGAGAACCGGGUGAUCCUGGCCUUUCAGCGUUCUCCUCCCACGGUGAAAGAGUCACCAUACAGGGACCCCCAGGCCCACCUGGCCCACCUGGACCAAAAGGUGAUGCAGGUGUCCCAGGUGCACCUGGCAUCCCAGGAGCAUCUCGAGGUGGAUCGAGACAAAUUCAGGGACCCCCAGGACCUCCUGGACCCCCUGGUCCUCCUGGCCCAAGUGGAGGUUCAUCUCAAGAGAUUCAGCAGUAUGUGACUGACUACCUGAAGAGUGACAACGUCAGAAAUUAUCUCACUGGUGCCCAAGGCCCACCAGGCCCUCCAGGCCCACCUGGACUUAUCACCACUGCAGAUGGGGUGACCUUGGAUUAUGCAGAGCUGGCUACCCGUGUCAUGAGCUAUAUGACAAGCUCUUCAGGUCGCUAUGAGUCAUUUUCUAGCUCAGUAUCCACUACAUCCAUUUUGUACCAAGAACUUCUGGACCUGCUGCAAAGAGAAGAAAUUCGUCAGUAUCUCAUUGGACCUCGGGGCCCACCAGGACCUCCUGGGCCAGGGGGAGAUGGAAUGUCUCUGUCACUGGAUUAUGAUGAGCUGACCAGGAGGUUUAUCAGCUACUUGUCAAGUUCUGGGAUGAGCAUUGGACUGCCUGGGCCACCUGGGCCUCCAGGGUCACCUGGCAUAUCUUACAGUGACCUGACAGCGUACCUGCGAAACUCUGAAUUCAGUGGUGUUGUUGGGCCCCCUGGUCCUGCAGGCCCCCCAGGACCUCCAGGGAUUCCUGGAUCACCAGGCACCUCUCUGGAGGACAUCUCUGCCUACCUUCAAAAUGUUGGAUACUCUUCCCUUUCUGGAGUCCGGGGCCCACCUGGCCCUCCUGGCCCUCCAGGACCACCAGGUUUCUCUGGAACUGGCCUCCUGUCCUAUGCUGACAUCACCAACAGUGACGAGUUCAGGAGUGAGCUGAUCCAGUACCUGAAGAGUGAUGAAGUUCGAAGCUACAUCUCAGGACCCCCUGGACCCCCUGGGCCACAGGGACCACCAGGACCCAAAGGAGACAGUGGUUUUGUGUCUGGGUCUAUGUCUUCAUCAUACCAAGGGUUACGAGCUUCUGAGCACUUGCAUGGAGGAUCCCUUGGUGCUGAGGGCUCCCACGGGGGCUCACUGGGCACAGGCAGCUCGUAUGGCAGCUCCAUGAGCAGCAGAUCCUCUUACCACGCCUCGGUGAGCAGCGAUGGCGCUUAUGAUGCCUCCAUGGGCACCGCUGGGUCUUUUGAUGGGCUGCUGACAGAGGAGGAAUCACACGGGAGAUCAGCAGGGUCGAGCAGAUCCUACAGCAACUCCUUUACUGGUUCCCUGGAUUACAACGAGCUGGCACUCCGUGUGUCAGAGAGCCUGCAGAGCCGAGGUAUUCUCCAGGACCUGAUGUCUUACACAGCACAGGGACCUGCAGGUCCCCCAGGGCCUCCUGGUCCCCCUGGCAUCAGCAAGGUCUUUGCAGCCUAUGGCAAUGUCACCGCAGACCUCAUGGACUUCUUUAGAACACAUGGUGCCAUCCAGGGACCACCCGGUGAAAAGGGGGAGAGGGGUUAUCGUGGACCCAAAGGUGACCCUGGGCCGAUGGGCCCACCAGGACGACACGGGCACAGGGGACCAAAAGGAGAGAAGGGAGAGAAAGGUGAACAACUGUAUGUUGGCAGAAGAAAAAGAAGAGCUGUUGGUGUUUAAGGAAAGAGGUAGCUCAGUUCUGCACAGGGCAGCAUUCCCAGCAGCCAGUAGAAAAUUAGCCUGAGUCUUCACUGUGUUAAUGCUAAAACAUCCCCACUGCUCAGCUGACCCCUUAGAGUUGAUAGUUCAGAUCUGAAUGUCUCUUGUGUGUGUCUGUGUCCAGCAUGGCCCUAGUGUGGGUGUUUGCUCCUGUUACUGAUGUUACUGUUACCGUGCCCCUGAGCUCCCAGGCUGAUGUCCUUGGGGUGACAAGGGCUUCCUGUCUCACCUAGUCCAGGCUUCUUGCACUACUCCCAGAUAUGUAAAAAUCUGGGUUUUUUAACAACUAGCCAACUAUGCAGAAAAAAGAAAACAAUCUCAUCCCCACCAAAUGCAUGGUUUGUCAGGGAUCAGAUGCAGCCCACAAGGCCCUGUGAAAAACCCUGGCCUUGCACAGCCCUGGGAUUCCCUCUCCACAAGCUCUGCCAACCCCAAGUGGAGCCUGUUUACAGCAGCACAGCAAGACAGGACACACACGGGGCCAAACCAAAGCACUUUUGAACGUAAUUUGUUUAUCUUUAAAAAUAUUUUUGUAUUUUUUUCUGGUUUUUUAAAUACUGGUGAAAAAUAAUCUUUAAUGUAAACAGCCCAAUUAAAGUGUGUUUUUAACCCCAUCCCUGAACUAUUGAGGAUGGCUGUUGUGUGCUUGCAGGUUGUUGGGGGCAGGGUGAGGCACCUGAGAUGGGUCAGAGGUAUAAUGAUAAAUACAGUAGCACAACAUUAAAUACUUUUAUACUCAGUUAUUUUAAACAUUGUAAAUAAUCCCCUUCCCUCAAAUGCUUGUACAAAUCACUUGUAUUUCAUGCAAGUUUUCCAUCAACAAAACUAAGGCGAUCUCAGCAAACUGUGAUUUUAUUAUAUUUACAGCAGAAUUAUUACAAUAUUCUACAGAAAGCCAUGAAAUCAAAUUACUUUGAAAAACAAGACAAAAAAACUCCCAAAACUGUUGUAUGGCUGCUACUGCAAGUUCACUUCCACAAGCUGUACAGAGACCCUUAGCCAAUUAUUCAUCCAUCUCAUGAUUUUUGGUUGCUUUCUGUAAGGCAAAAAUAACUUGGUUUGCAGUUAACACAAAACAUUCAACAAACUGCUGGGAGAACACGAGGCCAGUGAUGCCUCAGGCGCGUGUUUUGUCACAGGAUGCUCCUGCUCUGCUUGGCUUCCUGACAGAAAAGGGGGUGACAGUACAACAUUAGAUGCCACUCCAUAUCCCUUCCUCGUUUCUGUUCUUUCCACCAUUUUAGGACUGAUUCUCAUUACCAAAGGAGCUUUACCAUCUAAUUGUAAGUGUGGAAGACUUUGUUAAAUCAGGAUAACCCUGGACUCAGCCACUCCCUUCUGCUUUCAGUACAGGGAAAGCACAUGAGCCCUUUCUCAUGGGUUGGGCAUGAGCAUGUUUCUGCUUAAGGGGAUUUCCUCUGGCACCACUGACUGCCCAGACACCAUAUGUGCAAACGAGCUACAAAAAACAAAACAUGAGCUGGAGAAAAGAGAUGCAGAACAAGUAAAAGUUCUGUAAAAGAAACACUGUCAUUUCUUUUGUCUUCUCCUUCCCUUUAUCUGUUCUCAUCUUUCGAAAGACUGAGAAAUGAUGGGGCAUCCUGGCCUUGGGCUUGCCUGUGAACAAGGAAGGUUAUUUCUCUCUAAUCUUACUUCAACUGCUGUGAAGAUGGGAGAAGUAGCCUGGGAAUGGGAAAUUUGCAUGGACAACACAUCAACACAAGCAAGUUUCAGAGAUUCAGAAGUACAGAUUUUGAUGUAAAAUGAAGGACACAGUGAUGGCCCUAAACACUCCCCCCUGCCCUUUCCUCCAACAACCAGAGUCACUGUCCUCAAACCUGCCCCUCUUCCCCACAGCAGAUGAACCAAGAAGCAGCAGAUCAGUGGAAGCAACUAGCACCAAGCUUAUUUGUACAUUUCAGUUUUCAGCAAUGAUGUCUUUCUGAGGUCCUGGGAGCUACAGCUGCACAGGACCUCAGCUCUGAAAAUCAGGCUACCUAAAAGUGGACUCAGGUGCCUGAAUUUAAACCACCUAUUGGAAUCUUUCCUAUACCAAAGCAAGCUUGAAAUACUUGCAAGGCAGAUGCUAUUUCAGUUGGAGAAUCAGCUUAAACUUCCUAUGUGAUACUGCUGUCACAAAAGACAUGGUGUGACAGAAGUGAUUUCAUUGCUGCUUUGCUUAGCUCUUAGUUAAGGUGCUAUGUUUCCAAUUUUUAAGGAUAAUAAUUCAGUAUAAUAGAGUUAUCAUAAAGUCCUCUGGGACAGAAGAAUAAUUUCUUUAACUGUCUGAUAGAUCAGCUACUGAGUACCUGUGAAUGCAAUUUUAAAAGAAUAUUAGCUUAAAAGAUUACCCAGAAAAAAGGAUGCAGCUCAGACUGAACAUCAGUUUUUAACGUGAUGUGAAAAAUCACUCUGAGUGAAUGCUGAUGGUCAGGACAGUGCAGCCCUGCCAGCAGGGAAUUUGAAUUCAUGUGCCAAUUCAAAUAAAGGUUUACCUUCUGAAGGUGUUUAUACAUCAGGACCUCCAUAAUCAAUCAUAUGAAUAACAACUUCAGUAUCCUAUCUUUACAUGCUGUAUAUAGUUCUCAUGUACACACCAGUGGCAGCAGAGUGCUUGGAGAAGGAAAAUGUGUUUUAUGGGGAUCAGAGAGGAUCAAAUGCUGGAAUAUUUCUUCAUAAAAUAAGCAGGAAAGUUCCCCUGGAACUUCAGAAGAUCAAGAGCUGCCACAGCCCAUUUUCCACUGGGUUGGUAACUCCUCCUACAGCCAGAAUCUCCUAAAAACAGGUAGCAGGUGCACCUGAAGACCUUUAGCCCCCUGAUCUCCCUGGGAAGCACAUGGUGUGAGGCUGAGGCCCUGCAGGCAAGUUUUCCAUGAGGAUCAGUUGUAAACACAGGAGGACAACCCACACACAGCACUGCAAUCUAGGGAUUUAUUGCCUUUUCUUGUUUUCCUGUGGACAGAAUUUACAAUGUAGUAAAACACAAUGGUGAGCAAAUACUGACUUGUGGUCAGCUUUGGAGCAUGUGGGGAAAAUGAGAUCUGCCAGACAGUAAGGAUUGUAAAUAAGUACAUUGUUUUGGCUGCAGAAAACACACUUUACCACCCUGGAGAUGGAGCUGCUAACAUUCAUUAGGGAGGUGACGUGAGAUAGUACCAAGAUUGGAUUUCGCAUCUCAGGAGAUGUUUUUUAGGCCUAUGUGACACCAAAUUAAAUUUGAAUUGAAUUUUCUGACACUGGUACAAUAUUGUAACACCUCUCUCACAUUCUGCUACACUUAAACCAAAUUUUGUCAGUCUAGAUGUGUAAGUACCCAAGCUAGUUCUUGUUAUCACUCAGUAAACAUAUUUUUGUGCUUGGGAUCAAUUCUCAGCCCAGUUCAUAAGGCUGCAAGUGCUUCACAGGGCUCCCCACCUGGAGACCUGAGCAAGGCUUCCAUCGCCACAUCUGAUCCCCCCCUUCAUCCCAGAGCUCAGUUACAGUUAUUUGUGCAAUUUACAAUGAGAUCAGAUGGCAGGGCCUGUGUGAAAAGGAUCUUCAAAUAAAAGAUGUAAGAGAUUCAGACAGAGGUAAACAGAAUGCCAAUACAUAUUAGCAGUGUAUCACUGAAACUACCAAAAAUGUAAGGAGAAGAUUAUUGACAUUUCCAUGUGAGGAUUUAAUGAGGAUGAACGUAGACAUAAUCCAGAAGAGGAAAUCUGCCUGUCCUGCCUACUCCCCAGGUAAAGCAGUGAGCCUACUUCAUAGGAAAUUGCAAACAAAUGCUGUUAAAUAGAGAUGAAGAUUAUUUAAUGUUAUCUUAGUAACAGUCAAUUUAUGAAGGUGGAGCUUAAAAAGCAAAAGGUCUUCAAAGACUUGUUUCUCCCUACUAAACAAACAAUUCAAAAAACUUUGCAUUUAGCAACAAAGAACAUUCUAGAGAUAUGGUGUGUGAAUUUACAACAGUACACAAUACACAAUAUUUAAAACAAUAAAAUGCCAGAAAUUAAGGCUAGCUAUUAAAGUAAUUAUGCUAUCAAAAAGUUACAAAAUUUAAAUUAAAACAUGCAUUUUCCAAUUUUCUUUUUACUGUGCUGUAAAUUAAGUGUCUUCAUUGAGAAGAUUCUGGUUCAACAUCCAAGGAUUUCAGCAUCCAAGGUUUCAACCAGAGCUGAUUAAAGUCCUAUGUUAAUUUCUGAGUUCAUUGCCAUGCAGCAACACUGUUCCCAUGAAAUGAACGCCAUGGAAUGGGCACCAGUUGCACAGUCAAAGCAAGCAAACAAAACGGGUGCAGUUGAUGCCCAAAGAUAUCAGAGAAAGUCAGGCCUCAAAAGACUGAAAGCAAAUACUAUUUUACAAAUGGAGCUCCAACAUACCCAAGCACAGCUUGUACCACUGUCUUGAUAUGACUCAACCUCUAUCCGCCAAAAGGAGUGCAGCAAAAGGGACCUAAUACAGCUGUAUUUCCCUACCCCGCUACAGGAGACACAGUUCAGAUUUCCCACUACAGAUCAGUCAGGCAAAUAACUUAUGGUACAUCUAGAAACUUGAAAAAUAAAACCUGCCUAUGUUAGUAGGUGGCAACACAAAAGCAAAACACCCAGCUUCAAAAGGAGUUUGUCUGUAUAUUUAACUUAAAUCUUUCCUUAAAAUAAAAUGACUAAAAUAAAAAAAAAAGGAAAUUAA
Motacilla alba alba is the source of this 9518-nucleotide messenger RNA. RefSeq names its product collagen type XVII alpha 1 chain (gene COL17A1). The record is from RefSeq and is a predicted model, not a curated record. Lineage: Eukaryota; Metazoa; Chordata; Aves; Passeriformes; Motacillidae. The transcript has 57 exons. Bases 264 to 4814 code for a protein of 1516 amino acids.